Oryctolagus cuniculus (rabbit) is the source of this 1017-nucleotide messenger RNA. Lineage: Eukaryota; Metazoa; Chordata; Mammalia; Lagomorpha; Leporidae. The record is from RefSeq and is a predicted model, not a curated record.
CACAGAUGGGUUGCAGGCUGCCCCUGCCAUCAGACCUCCGCCUAGGUGUCCCUGCUCCGGGCUGCAGCUUGUACAGGCUCCGGCCUCUGGCCCUGUUUCUAUUCACGCUCUCUGAUGGCUGGUUUACUUGCCCAUGUUCCACUUAAAUGGCGCUUCCUUGGAGGAUAAGAACUGGCUGUUUUACAUGGAGGUCUGGCCACGUAUGAGUCUGUGCACCAUGGCUAUGACCAGUGUGAGAUUACUUGCUGGUGUUUUAAGAAAGCCGGAUGCCUGGGUUGGACUCUGGGGCAUGCUCCGAGGGACACCUUCAUUUAAACUCUGUGCUUCCUGGAAUCAAUACUUGUAUUUUUCUAGUACCAAGUUAAACACAUCAAAUCAUAAGACACUUUUCCAUAGUGUUUUCUCGCUGAGAAUCCCAGGACUUUCAGUGUCUCCAGAAUAUAUUUUUCCAUUUUCCAUAAGACUCAAAAGUAACCUAAGCUCUAAAAAAUCCACUAAAAAGACUAUGGAAAAAGUGCAAGACGUGGACUCUGAUGAAGAGAGUGAUCAUAAUGAGAUGAGUGAGCCAGGAGAAGAGCUUCAGGAUGACCCCAGUGUGGUCAGGGACUACAAAGAUCUGGAGAAAGUUGUGCAGUCUUUCCGGUACGAUGUUAUCCUGAAGACAGGCCUCGAUAUUGGCAGAAACAAAGUGGAAGAUGCAUUCUACAAAGGUGAACUCAGACUGAAUGGGGAAAAAUUAUGGAAGAAGAGCAGAACGGUGAAAGUGGGAGACACAUUGGAUCUUCUCAUUGGGGGGGAUAAAGAAGCUGAAACAGAGACAGUGAUGCGGAUUCUCCUGAAAAAAGUAUUUGAAGAGAAGACGGAGAGUGAGAAGUACAGAGUGGUGCUGCGACGGUGGAAGAGGCUAACGCUGCCAAAGAAGAGUCCGUCUAAAUAAACGGCGGCCCUGGGAGUGAGGCGGUGGGGGCGGGGCCGCCGAGAAGGGCAUUUUGGUUAAAAUAAAGUUCUCGUCCCAUC